Molecule: messenger RNA, 307 nt
Organism: Prorocentrum cordatum
Lineage: Eukaryota; Dinophyceae; Prorocentrales; Prorocentraceae
Source: the annotation of a GenBank genome assembly
GCACGUCCUGAACCUGCUCUCCCUCGGCAAGAACCCGAACAAGACUGGCGAGAUUUGGCAGCACCCCCCGCGCCGGCUGCAGGUGAUGUCGGAGUCGACCGACGACGACGAGGGACCUGCGCCCGUGACGCCCGCCUGCCGUCGCCCGCUUGUGCGUUCUCCGCCAACUUCGGCUUCGUCGUCACCUGGUGGGAUGUUCAGGAUCGCAGGCCUGUGCGGAAAGCGCAGGCCGAGCGACGAGGAAGACACCUCGGCCAAGAGGGCGAAGGCGUCUUCGACAGCCUCGUCGAGCUCCGUGCCGCACUAG